AUGUUUUUGGGCCUGACUUCGGCUGUGUCGUCUCUCUCCAGCGCAUCUCGCGUCCGGUUCUCGCAUCUUAUGUCGCCAGUCAGAGCCUUGGCCACCGCCGCCGCCGAGCCUGACGACAAGGAGCCUGACGCCUGCGAGCUGAUUGGCGAGGAGCCUGCGACGGGAGUCCAAUGGUGGGCCUGCGAGGAGCCGAACGAUGCACUCGCCUGCGAGGAGACGGAGUUUGGCGUAGGCGGUGGGCCGGGUAUCCUGCCUCAGGACGGGCAGGUCCUGUGCAAGUCGUCGCCUCCCAAGCCGGAGCCCGCCACCUUCUUCGGCGUGACCCUCCCGCCAAUGCCGUGGGACAAGGCUAGCUGA
Messenger RNA from Emiliania huxleyi CCMP1516, 357 nucleotides. RefSeq lists its product as hypothetical. The record is from RefSeq and is a predicted model, not a curated record. The transcript has a single exon. Lineage: Eukaryota; Haptophyta; Isochrysidales; Noelaerhabdaceae. Bases 1 to 357 code for a protein of 118 amino acids.